This is a messenger RNA of Canis lupus familiaris (dog), 2115 nucleotides long. RefSeq names its product major facilitator superfamily domain containing 10 (gene SLC75A1). The record is from RefSeq and is a predicted model, not a curated record. Bases 300 to 2009 code for a protein of 569 amino acids. The transcript has 12 exons. Gene Ontology annotation, molecular function: transmembrane transporter activity. Gene Ontology annotation, cellular component: brush border membrane. NCBI's taxonomy places the organism in Eukaryota, Metazoa, Chordata, Mammalia, Carnivora, Canidae. Gene Ontology annotation, biological process: transmembrane transport.
GGAUCCCGGGGUGUUCGAGGCGCAGGCGCCCGCACCCCCGCCGGGGCCAACCUCCGCGCGGGCCUCAGUUUCCCUGCCCGCUCCGCACGGGGCCGUGGGGUGGGAAGGUGCCCCGGGGCCGCGAUGCCCCCAUCCGGCCUCCUGGGACGGUUGGCAUCAGUGGCUGCGGUUUCUUUGCGCAAGUCCGCAGCCUGGUUUCCUGCUGCCCGGGGUCGGGGCGGGGGCGCACAGAGGGACCCCUGUGUUGGGGAGAGGGCGCUCCCGUGAGGGUGCUUGCUGGCCGCUGGCUGCUUGGGGGCAUGGUGGGUGCUGGGGACCAGAGAUGGCUCCAUGAAGACUUGCCCCCACGUUGGCCAGGCGGGAUCCCAGCAGCCGUCAUGGGCUGGGGAGCCGGAGGCAGCUGCACCCCGCGCCCCCCCAUCCACCAGCAGACGCCUCAGGACACCCGCGUGAUCACUGUGGUCUUCCUCGGCCUCCUGCUGGACCUUCUGGCCUUCACUCUGCUACUGCCCCUGCUGCCAGGACUGCUGGAGAGCCACAGUCGUGCCCACGACCCCCUCUAUGGCUCGUGGCAGCGAGGUGUGGACUGGUUUGCAGCAGCCAUCAGGAUGCCAGCAGAGAAGAGGUACAACAGCGUCCUGUUUGGAGGUCUGAUUGGCUCCGUCUUCUCCUUCCUGCAGUUCCUCCUGGCACCACUCACGGGGGCAGUCUCUGACUGCUUGGGGAGGCGCCCCACGAUGCUGCUGUCCCUGACAGGUCUGGUCGUGUCGUAUGCCGUGUGGGCCACCUCGAGGAGCUUCGCAGCCUUCCUGGCUUCAAGGGUGAUUGGGGGCAUCAGCAAGGGGAACGUCAGCCUCUCCACAGCCAUCAUCGCUGACCUGAGCUCACCUUCCGCGCGCAGCCGAGGCAUGGCAGUCAUUGGGGUGGCCUUCUCGCUGGGCUUCACACUGGGCCCCAUGCUUGGUGCCUCACUGCCCUCGGAGACAGUGCCCUGGCUUGCCCUGCUCUUCGCGGUCUCCAACCUGUUGUUCAUGUUCUGCUUCCUGCCAGAGACGCUGCUUCCAGAGAAGCGGGCACCCUCCAUCACCCCCGGGUUCCGAGCUGCUGCUGACCUGCUCAGCCCCCUGGCCCUGCUCCGAUUCUCAGCCGUGACUCACAGUCAGGACACACCUGCUGGAGACAGACUCUGGAGCCUGCGCCGCCUGGGCCUGGUGUACUUCCUCUACCUCUUCCUGUUCUCGGGCCUGGAGUACACGCUCAGCUUCCUUGCCCACCAGCGCUUCCAGUUCAGCAGCCUGCAGCAGGGGAAGAUGUUCUUCUCCAUCGGCCUCAGUAUGGCUGCUGUGCAGGGGGCCUACGCACGGAGGAUCAGCCCUGGUGGGGAGAUCACAGCUGUGAAGCGGGCCAUCCUGCUGCUCGUGCCCGCCUUCCUCCUCAUCGGCUGGGGGCUCACACUGCCCGUGCUGGGCUUGGGGCUGCUGCUCUACUCCUUCGCUGCCGCCGUGGUGGUGCCCUGCCUAUCCUCCGUGGUUGCUGACUAUGGCUCAGCCGGGCAGAAAGGCACAAUCAUGGGCACACUGCGAAGCCUGGGCGCCCUGGCCAGGGCGGUGGGACCCAUGGUGGCUGCCUCAGGUGUCAGCCAGACCACUGGAUGGCAAAAUAAAGCAGCUAUUUUAUAUCCAGUGCCUUUCUCCAGUACACUGCUGUACCUUGCCACCCCUGACCCCAGGGGCCACCAGGCUCUUCCUGUAUCUGCUGCCAUUCUGCAGGAGGAGGAUGACAGAAAGGGUGGGACACAGGGCCCUCCAUGGCUGGGCUCAGCAUACAUGAGGCAACACAGGGGCAGACCGGGGAGGAGGGGCCCCUGUGCCAGGCUCUCGCCAUCACAAGUCCUGCCCUUGCCUGAGAAGGGCAGUUCUGGGCUGCAGGGUCCUCCCUGGUGCAAAGCAGCAGUGUUUGAUCAAGAAAUAAACACUUGGUGCAGAGCGGGGAUGGGUCCACCUCGGUGACACAGUCAGUUGAAUGUCUGACUGGAUUUCAGCUCAGGUUGUGAUUUCAGGGUCGUGGGAUUGAGCCCUGCAUCGGGAUCUGCACUGGGGUGGGGGUGGGUCUGGA